Molecule: messenger RNA, 1273 nt
Organism: Parasteatoda tepidariorum (common house spider)
Lineage: Eukaryota; Metazoa; Arthropoda; Arachnida; Araneae; Theridiidae
Source: RefSeq, a predicted model, not a curated record
AUGUUUUUCGGCCUCAGUUCUAAAAAAAUGCUUUCUUCUCUUUUCAGUCGACGUGUGAAGGGAUCACGGGGUAGGAGAGUGGAUCCAAAGGAGACUAUUAACCUUCUCGAGGUAACUGAUGACGUGGAUCAGGAGCUGUUCACCUGGAAGCUUCCUUAUCAGGACUGCCACUUGGUUAAUAAACCGCCCAACUCAGAACCUCCAGUUCUGGGCCAAGCAUCAGUUCCGUGCAAAUCUUCAGUUCCGUGUGAAGUUUCUGGUCCUUGGGAAGGUGCAGUUUCAUGCGAAUCUCCAGUUCCAUGCGAAUCUCCAGUUCCAUGCGAAUCUCCAGUUCCAUGGGAACCUCCAACUCCCUGCGAUCCUCCGCUUUCGUGUGAAUCACCAGUUCUGCGCGAACCUCCAGCUCUCUGUGAAGCUUCAGUUCUGGGCGAACCAACAGCUUUAUGCGAACCAUCAGUUUUGCGCAAUGCUGUGUUGCCGGUGAGCAAGGAAGUACAUUUGGAACGAGCUCUGCUGAUGGUCUGGAAAGAAGUCUUCCAUCAGCUUUACGAGCAUGAUCUGGAGAGAUCGCAGACCCACCCAAUGGACCACAAGUUGGUUCCUUUCACCAGGAAAGACAGGUUCAAUCCGACAGCUCCACCCCUUCGACGUCACUCCUUCGAGAACGUCAGGAAGGAUCAGAGUGCUCAUUUUAAACUGCUGACUUUGCUGUUGAGGAUUGUGAAGAAUAUCAAACUUCAGAUGUGUUGUGUUAGAUAGGAACCCUCAAAACUGCGUGUCUGUUUCCUGAGAAUGGUCAAUAUCCUUUAAUCAACCAUCCACUGGUUUGCAUUGACGAAAGUGAUCUCACUCGUAAUUUUCUCUUUUUAAAAUCAAUCAAAUUAAGCCUUUACUGGCAAAAAACUGCAUAAAAGUAUGUCCUAAUCAACACAUAUCUUAUGAUAAUCCUUUUAAAAAUACUUAUAGCAAUCACUCCGUGGUGUUUGCUUGAAAUAUUUUUUAAUCAAAAACUUUAUUGCAUGCGGCAUCUUUAAUCCGCGUACUAUAAGUUAAUUCGUACUACAGCGCACCAUUAAACAAAUCAUCUUCACACUCAUAGUUGUAUUUAUAUAUUUUAUUUCCAUCUCCUGAAUAAGUGUCAGGAGAAUCACUGCGUUGCCACAAAACUAUCCAUUUAAUCAAAGGGGUGAAAAUAAAGUAAAAUUGAAAGACUGAGUAUAGGAUGCGGCAUUUCACUAGAAUGGGCAUUUAUAAUACAUAAAAGAUAUGAAUA